Molecule: messenger RNA, 6513 nt
Organism: Miscanthus lutarioriparius
Lineage: Eukaryota; Viridiplantae; Streptophyta; Magnoliopsida; Poales; Poaceae
Source: the annotation of a GenBank genome assembly
AUGCCGCUGGUCAGGUUCGAGGUGCGGAAUGAGGUGGGGCUGGGAGACCCCGGCCUCUACGGCGGCGGAGCCGCUGCUGCCGGGGCCGCCUCCGCCUCCUCCGCCGUCUCAGCCGCGGGGGAGGAGGAGCCCAAGGCGCUGCUCGAGGGCGUCGCCGUCGCGGGUCUCGUCGGGAUCCUGCGCCAGCUCGGAGAUCUCGCGGAAUUUGCGGCUGAUGUUUUCCAUGAUCUACACGAGCAAGUUAUAGCUACAUCUGCCAGGGGUCGUAAGGUGCUGACUCGAGUACAGAACAUUGAAGCAGCACUUCCAUCUCUUGAAAAAGCUGUGAAGAAUCAGAAGAGUCACAUACAUUUUGCCUAUGUUCCGCUUCAAAAUGAGCAAAAUCACCUGCUAGAGAGUGAUCUGCCUCGUUUUAUGAUGGAUUCCUAUGAAGAAUGCCGAGAUCCACCACGGCUUUACCUUCUUGAUAAAUUUGAUACUGCUGGCGCGGGGGCUUGUGUAAAGAGAUAUUCUGAUCCAUCCUAUUUCAAGAAAGCAUGGGAUAUGACGAGAGCAGACAAAACUGCUAAUCUACAAAGAGAAAAGAGAUCGCAGAAAAUUAAGUUCAUCUUCUAUGGCUAUUCCCUUCUUAUAUUUGAAUGGCGCAUCCAGAACAUCAUUGUUAAUAGUUUAUUUUCCAGCAGGCAGUUUGCAUCUCCCAGCAACGAUGGUCAGAACAUCUCAGAGCAUAGGUCUACACCCGACGCAAGAUCUAAUCCUGACAAUAUGAGCAGAUCUUCUUCUCUUAGUUCGAAGACACAACUGAGUUCAGUAGAACAAGCUUUCGAUGCAAAACCUUCUGCAGUUCCUCAUGAGAAUGGCCAUGGCAAGUCAUUGGAUACUAAAUUGCACAAACCUGGUGGUCUGCCUUCGCGCAUACUACUUAACGGCACCAGCGUGGAUGAUCAUAGUGACUAUUUGAAGCAAGGUUCCCCGCCAGGUGAUAUGGUUGCUAGAUCACCUUAUGUUAAAUGGGAUGAAAAGGCUGCAAUUAUCAUGUCUACAAGUUCUGUCUACUGUGACGAUGUUGUUGUGGAUAAGGCUGAAGAUGCAGAACCUACAUGUAUUAGCUCUGUGUUGAAAGAAACUGGCCACAAGACAAAAUCACUGUUAGUGCCAUCAGUCUUGAACCACCAUGGUGACAUUCCAGGAGAAGCCGACAACUACAUGGAUGCACUUAAUACACUUGAAUCUGAGACAGAAACUGAAUCUGAAUUUCAAACUAAGAAUCAAGGGGUGCCAGCACCUUCCUUCAACGCUGAAGCACCUCAAGUGGGGGCAAUUGAUAAUAUUGUUCCACAGUGUCCCGAUUCCUAUGUUGCUGAGUUUACUGACACAUGCCAAGAAUCUGAUAUUCUUUGUACUUCAGAAAGAGCAAUUGAUUUUCCCAGUUUGUCAAAUGCACAUUCUCUUGAGGUCUCACAACUAGAAGUUUCAGACUAUACAUCUAGGGUGCUCAUGGGAGAUCCUUGUGAGAUUAUAGAGCCUCUGCAGGUCCAUUCAGCCAUACUUCCCAAUGCUGGAUCCCCUGUUUGCAAUGAAAUACCCAAGAGUAAGCCAGACGAUGAUCUUGGGUACUUUCCCGAGAUUCCUCAACCAGGUUUCUCCACCUGUAUGGUUAUUCCGUCCAAUAAAGAGUCUGCUGUUGCCAACGAAAACCUUGAAAGUGAUGCAGAAAGUGUUGGUGAUCUUAUCGAUGGUACCACAGAUAAUUUUGUAUCCGGACCUAACAUUGCCAACAUGGUAGUUGAUGAGGUGGGUUUCAAGAUGGCACCUGGUGAUCACUCUGAUGACUCAUGUGUUAUUCCUGAAAGCAGGCCUCAGGAUUAUGCUGGAAAGAGCCAUGAGGGAGUUGGUGAUUGUGGUGUGAUUGGAGUGUCUGAAUUAUGUAGUGAGCCUCUUAACAAACCAUCAGAUAAUAUAUGUGCAACUCAAGAUGUUCCUACAAAUACCUCUACUAUGUCUGCUGGUGCCAGUGAAGUGUCUAGUUCAUGGAGUGAGCCUCUUAAUGAACUAAUGGAGAACAGAUGUGCAACUCAAGGUGUUCCUGCAAAUGCCUCUACCACGUCUACUGUUGUACCAUCUGUUAAACUCUGGACAAAUGCUGGGCUCUUUGGACUUGAACCAUCUAAACCUCCAGUAUUUGGUGCCCAAGAUGGUCCAAGGGAGGAUACUCCACCUGGUUUUAAAGAAGCUCAACCGGUCCAUUCCACUGAAUUCACAGAAUUGCACUGUUCAAAGCCAACUGAAUCAGCAGUUGUAGAUGUUCCAAAUGGAAACACGUCAAUUACCAGCAGCUUUGUGGAAAAUCUUGUUGGUAUCCGUCCUGGUUCUGCAAACCUCAAUAACUCAGGGGCCAAUCAAUCAGCAGCCAGAAUACCCGAUCCAAUUCAUAGUCAUACAGAUGGGCACUCAGAUUUUUCCUCAUCCUUUGAGCACAAUAACAUGACUGGCAAGCAUACUUCAAUAAGUGAGCUUCUAGAAUCUGAAGGAAGUGCUGAAACUGGCACCGGAAUAUACUCAACUGACAUGAGUAAUAACAUGCAUAUGGUGUCUGCAUCAAGCUUUUCAAGCAUUGCACAAAGAUUUCUUGCUAAUACACUUCAGAGAAGAACUUCUUCCAAAUAUACUGAUCUUCCUAUGUCAUCUGAGAGGGCGAAUGCUGAUACAAGUGCAAAAGAUGAAUCUACUCUAAAUCCUGUUGUAGAACCAAGUGAAACGAUAUUUGCAGAGGAAACUAAGUUUGAGAACAAAACAGAAAAUGGAAUGGAUGGAUUGACCAAAUCAUCAAUCUUUUCUAGCCGCCAUUACUCUGAGAAAUCGUCUCCACCACUUGAGUACAUGAAAAUAUCUUUUCACCCUAUGAGUGCACUUGAGACGUCAAAGCUGAACCUAGAUUUCUGUGAUGGCAAUCUUCAUGAAAUUUCUAAUGAUAUUAUGUUACCGACAUUUCAGUUACUUUCAGAGUCUUCCAUUCCACAGCCAGGCAGCGGUUCUGAGUCUGAAGAUGACACUUUUGGUAGGUCAUAUAGUUAUUCUUCAUAUGAUGAUCUGAGUCCACGACUAUAUUCAAACUCUGAGGCGUGGGAUCAAGAAGAUGGAGUUGGGCUGGAGGAACAUGAGUUGUAUGAUGAUUCAAAUCAGAUAGGAUCCUCAACAGCACCUUUAUCUAGCUACAUGGGAUUCGAGCAGAUGAACUUAUCUGGCAUGAAGUCAGAUAUUUCACUUGCAAAUGUUGGGGAUCAGAAUGUAAUAGGCACUUUAGAAUCCUGUACUGUUGAAGAACUUCCAAACUUUGACACAUUGAUGUCCAGAAGCGAUGAUCAAAAUGGUGAAACCUCCAUUCCACAUAAUCCGGUGAAUUUGCCACCAGAUGAAGAUCAGUUGCCACCACCACCUCCUCUCCCCCCAAUGCAGUGGAGGAUGACAAGACAAACAACUUCACUAGAAGAGGAAACAUGCAUUACAGCUAAAGAUAUGCUCAGGAAAACUUCAAGCCUACCACAUAUACACACCUCUGCCCAGGAAGAACACCUUCCUCCAACUGCACCACUGGAUCUACAAGGCAAUGCUAAGGAAGUGGAUGUCCAGAAAACUGGUGGAGUAAGAGAAAUUACUAAUCCUCCUAGUAUCAUUGAUAUAAAAUCAAGUUUGCUUCAGCAGAUCAGGGAUAAGUCAGAGCAGCUGAAGCUUAACAAUGGACAUGAAAGGUCAAAAAAAGCAGUAGGCGGUGACAUUAAAAGCUUGGAUGAAAGGGAGGACUUGCUUCAGCAAAUCAGGAGCAAGACCUUCAAUUUAAGACGAACAAAUGCAUCUAAGACAGAUGGCUCAUCACAAUCUACAGCCAAUUCCAACGUUGUAGCAAUUUUGGAGAAAGCAAAUGCUAUCCGGCAGAGGCUGUCCACGGCGGCAGCGACAAAGGCGGCGGGCGAGAUUACCGGGCCUGCAGCCACCGCCAGCGGCGUCGAGGAGCGCCGGCCCAUCGACGCCCAGCUCCGGCAGCUUGCGCCGGACCCGGAGACGAAGGUGUCCUCCGCGGACGACCGCCUGGCGGACUACGAGACGCUCCUCGUCGCGCGCCUCUUGGACAUCCUGCAGGGCCUGCACGGCAGCGACUUCAGACAAGUGGUUUACUGUCGUGGUGAAAUGGAUAAUCCAUGGUCUGAUGGUGGUUUUGCGUCCAGGUGCUGUGUUAGAUUAAUGCAUGAAGUAGUUUCAAAGUUUGAUCCUAAGAAAAGAGAGCUUGUGAAGUCCACAGGGUUUGGGGGCAUGUUACAUUUCCCGCCUAUGAGGCAGAUUGAUAGGAAGUUUGCUCUGCGGAUUAUGGGCUGUGUUGAUGAGUCAUCAGAAACAAUAGUUGUUGGUGAUCACAUCAGAAUCAAGUUCACUAAAGAUGAUAUUCGGACUGUCUUUGGUAUACCGAGUUGCGGGAAGAGAGUGUUAGAUAAUCGGAUAUCUAGUCGUGAUGCAAAAAAACAAGCAAAACAUGAUUAUGCAUCUGUAGACUAUUGGAACGCGCUGGAAGAUCCCAGUUCAAUAAGCAAAUAUGACUGGUCCGAAUAUGUAAUGACCAGGUUGUUGGAUGCAGUGACUAAGCUGAAGCAAGAUGUUUCAAGUAGUAUAAAAUUCCCAAUCAUCACUGGUUGCUCAUUGUUCUUACAGAUCAGGGAUGCAGUGUACUGUUGCUAUCAAUGGGCUGCAUUGCCACAGCCAGAAAGCGAUGGGUCCCGGAGCGGAUGUUUGCUAGUUAUUUGGGAGAGUUCAGUCGCCAUGGCUCAUCUGUUAAAGAUCCCCAUGGAGGCUGCCGGCCCUUUGUUCUUUGCUGCAGCAGACUUCCAGGAUCAGAUAAAUUCUGGUCUGCGUGUAUAUAGCAUCGAAGCUUUCAAGUUCAUGACUGUUCUUGUGUCUAUCAUGCUGCCGUACACUAAUGGAUUUAGCUACCAAUUCAGUAUGGACGAUGAUGACAACAAGGCAGCUGAAGCAGGUCUCGCAAAAUUUCCAUUUACACUUUCAAAUGGUCUUAGACAUUUAUCGGUUCCCAUUCGAAAUAGGACCAGACACUGUGGCAGGGGGAAGAGAUCUCAUUACUAUAAGGGUUGUGGUCAUGACUCCAAUGUUUCACCGAUUAUGCGCAACAAUUCGUUUGAGGCAUCUACUUGUGAACAAGGCAGCCAAAUGUUCCAACACACCAGUAUUGGGGAUUCCGAGCAAAGGCCCUUUAAUUCUAUUUCGUCUUCCCUUGAUGGCAUGUCACACAACCUUAAUGUUGAUCUACGCGUAGCAACCGAGAUGAAGCAGUUCUAUGCUUGGGUCAGAAGCGUUAAGUUGCCUUCAGGGAUUGACCUUAAUGCCUUUGACUGGGAGAAUAGGCAUGCAUCUAAUGCUUGUGUAGUAUCACUUCCAAGCACAUGUACCGAACCCCAAACCCCAUGGGAACUUGGAUAUUCAUGGGCUAUUAACGAGGGUAAUAUCUCUACGACUCUGGAGAACCUAUAUCGUGUUAGAGAUGAUGACGAAGGGCCAUUCAUUAGACACAUGACCCCCAAGUACAUAAGUGUGUCUGCUAGGGCUGUUCGUUCGCAGUUACUAGGGAAAUAUGAAAUCGGAAUGGAUCUUUUUGAUGUAAUUAUUCGGCGGAUCAAACAGGAUGAUGAUGUAUUGUACUCAUCCGUCACUAAUCUGAGAGGGAGACAUUUCUUUGAGUCUGAUUUCAUGGCGUCGAUCACAGCUGGCGUGUUUGAUCUGACUAAGAGCAAGCUGUGUGAUCAGCUCGUGGCUAGUUACACCCCAUAUGACCUAACCAAGUGCAAGCUUUUGUUUUUCCCCACGCUGCUCCAACAUCGAUGGGUCUGCUAUGCCUGGUGUUUGCAUGACAAUGUCAUAUCCGUAUUUGAUCCGAGCUAUGGUGUCCCAGUACCCGACAGCAGGGUUGACACACUUGAACAGGUCGACUUCGAUGCGAUCGCUUCUAAGCUGACCAUUGAUAUCGUACAGCUUAAGGGCAAUUCAGGCAAAGUCCCGCGAUCACUGCUCCAAUCUUGUCGCAUGGUGUCUCCAACAUUCCGGACGCUGCAGCGGUUCACGGCGGCAACGCUGGAGCAUAGCAUGAACCCGCCGGUGUCGCCGAAGCCCGAGUGGCGGUGCCUGCUCGACGACAUGGCGGCGGUGUCCACCGAGGAGUACCGAUCCAUCGUUUUCCAGGAGCCGAGAUUCGUGGAGUACUUCCGGUCCGCGGACGCCGGAGACGGAGGGCGGAUGAACAUCGGCAGCCGGCCGUCGAAGCGCAAGCCCGGCGGCGGCGGCGGCGGAAUCGAGUCGCUGCGCGCCAUCCCGUGGAUCGUCGCGUGGACGCAGACUAGUACGAGUUCCGGAGUACGACCCUGGGCUGCUCAUCCCACCAUGAAGUGCAUCGCUGCGGCAUGCAGAACCCCGGCUCACUGCGCGCAGCGGCGUCGCCGGUUUCCGAUCUUGUAG